Molecule: messenger RNA, 3659 nt
Organism: Austrofundulus limnaeus
Lineage: Eukaryota; Metazoa; Chordata; Actinopteri; Cyprinodontiformes; Rivulidae
Gene: kat14
Product: lysine acetyltransferase 14
Exons: 11
Coding region: 790-3156 (788 amino acids)
Molecular function (GO): histone acetyltransferase activity
Source: RefSeq, a predicted model, not a curated record
ACCUCCAAAGUGGUUCUGGGAGUGUCUGUGGUUCUGACUCUGAGUACUGUGGCUGGGGUCCACCUCAAGCAGUCCUGGGAACGAGAGGUAAGUGCGUCCGAACCGAACCGAGCUCAGCCGGUCCAGUACGGACUUAGCUCAAAUUGGUUAGCUUUCGGAUGCUAAGGUCAAAUCUUGMAGUUAUUCUUUGACUUUAUUUGAGUUCUUUAAGGUUUUAAAACAAACUUACAAAGAGAAACAAACCGUGAGAGACUUGUUGAUUUAUUCUUUAUUUUCUAUUAGUUUUUACAUUUCAGGACAUAAAAUAAAAUAAAUGUUUUAUUUCAAUGGUUUUUAGACAAAUCUGACGUUUAAUCAAAUCAGAUUAAUUUGUUAAACAAAAAUAAUUUAUUUUAAAUUGAAAUUAAUUUAGUUUAAUCAUCAACCAGGAGUUCUGACAGGUUCUGCUUGGUUCUGUUCAGGUAUGAUGGUGGGUUUCAGAACAUGUUAGCUCCAAACUCUCAGAGGAUCUAGACCGGUCCAGACCGGUCCAGGUGUUCUGGAUGAUCUGGACCGGUCCAGGUGUUCUGGGUGCUUCAGACCUCACUGAUGCUCUGACAUCUCUGCAGCGUCUCCGUCAGGGCGUGGUUCGGGACCUGGAGCGGUUGGAGAGGAAGAAGCAGAACCUGAGGCUGCUGCAGGAACAYAGGGUUCUGACCCGACACCUGGAGGAACAGAGGCGGCGCAGAGAGGCUGAGCCCCACCCACAAGACAACUGAGGCAGGUGAGCGGUGCACCUGAGGACCAGCCAUGGACAGCAGCGGCGAGCAGCUGGCGGCGGCGGAGGACGAGGCGGCGUGCACGUCGGCCUCUGAGGGACUGGAGGAGGGCGAGGUGGAGGGGGAGACCCUGCUGAUGGUGGAGUCAGAGGACCAGGUCUCUGUGGACCUGUCCCACGAGCAGAGCGGAGACUCCCUGACCAGCGACGUGGGCGAGGACACGGACGGAGGCUGGGCCUGCGAGGACAUGUCCUUCUACUGCGAGCGCUGCCACAAGUGGAUCCCUGCAGCCCAGCUCCACGGGGACCAGCCCAGUUACCUGAAAGGAGACAACUUCUUUAAAUUCACCUGCUUCACCUGCUCUGAGGACGGGAAGGAGAGCUUCGACAGGAUGAGGCUCACCUGGCAGCAGGUGGUGAUGUUGGCCAUGUACAACCUGUCUCUAGAGGGAACAGGAAGYCAGGGCUACUUCAGGUGGAAGGAGGACAUCUGUGCUUUCAUUGGUCGACACUGGAACUUCCUGCUGGGGAACAGGAAGAAGACGUCGACGUGGUGGAGCACGGUCGCAGGCUGCUUGUCGGUGGGAAGCCCCACCUUCUUCCGCUCGGGAGCGCAGGAGUUCGGAGAACCCGGAUGGUGGAAGCUGGUCCAGAACAGACCCCCCACCUUGAGACCAGAGGGGGAUAAGUCCACCACGAAGACUAAAGCCUCCAAAGCAGUGAUGGAGCCGAUCAUCACGGUGGAGGGUCUGAGGAAGCGUGGAGCCAGGAACCCCGUGGAGAAUGCCAUGCAGCUGAAGGAGAAGCGUUGUCGCACGCAGGAGGCCAAAGACAUCCGGCGAGCUCAGAAGGAGGCCGUGGGAGCUUACGCUGACCGCAGCACCACCUCCACGCCCAUCAAACUGGGCGCAGGCCGAGGCGGGCGCCGCCCAGAUCUGGUCCUGGAGAAAGGUGAGGUCAUUGACUUCUCCUCCCUCAGCUCCUCAGACCGGACGCCGCUCACCAGCCCGUCGCCGUCGCCUUCGCCGGACUUCUCUGCUCCGGGAACGCCCGCCUCCCACUCGGCCACUCCCAGCCUGCUGUCGGAGGCCGACCUCAUUCCAGACGCCAUGCCGCCGCAGGCGUUGUUUCACGAUGACGAGGAGAUGGAGACGGAGGGGAUGAUCGACCCCGGCAUGGAGUACAUCCCUCCUUCCAGCUCCAGCCACGUUGGCCGUAAGAAGUUUUGCUCGGCGCCACCUCACAUCAAACAGGAAGCUGAGAGCGAGGAUGAAGAUGGCCGUGAGCUCCAAGACAACACUGGCAAGGGGGCUGGCCACAGUGAAGCCCCACCCAUUUCCUGUCGGGGAGCAGGUGGUGCUGGAGCGGCCGAGCGUCAAAGGACGAGUCAUCCUGAGAAAGCUGACGGCGCAGCUGACUCGUACCUCUGCUUCGCCCCCCUCAGCCUGUACGAGGAGAGGAUGCUGCUGCGGCGGCUGGACGCCUGCCCGUUAGCGUUAGCCGCUACACCGCAAGCUAAACGCCUCCACAGGAAGCUGCUGGUCCGCCAGGCUAAGAGACAGAGAGGGCUCCCGCUGCUGGACAUGGACCGAGCAGUCAGGGCUGCCCUCAGCCUGGUGGGAGGGAUCUAUGGUGCUCAGGAGGCGGGGCCACUCAUUGGGGGCGGGGUUAAAGGGAAGUACUGCACCAACAGCCAGGAGCAGAGAAUUCUGGAUCGAUUUCAGACCAACCUUUCCAUCAGAAGAGGCCUCCAGCAGAACUCUGUCUCCUUCUGGCACCGUCUGAUGGGAGCUGAGGGCAGCUUGGACCAGAGCAUCAAGAGUCCGUACACGUCCCGGAUCCUGAAGCCCUACAUCAGGAGGGAUUACGAGAGCCGCCCACUGAAGCUGCAGUUGUUGUCUGAGAUUAAAGCGUACCCCCACAGGACGGACCCAGACUGGGUUCCUGAGGCCGACGCCCCCAUCGAUUACUGCUACGUCCGUCCCAACCACAUCCCUUCUGUCAACGCCAUGUGCCACGACACCUUUUGGCCAGGUGUGGACCUGUCCGAGUGCCUGCAGUACCCGGACUUCAGCGUGGUGGUCCUGUAUAAGAAGGUGGUGGUGGGCUURGGCUUCAUGGUGCCCGAUGUGAAGUACAACGAGGCGUACAUCUCCUUCCUGCUGGUGCACCCCGAGUGGAGACGGGCUGGCAUCGGGACCUUCAUGAUCUACCAUCUGAUCCAGACGUGCAUGGGUAAAGACGUGACGCUCCACGUGUCGGCCAGUAACCCCGCCAUGCUGCUCUACCAGAAGUUUGGCUUCAAGGUUGAGGAGUACAUCCUGGACUUCUAUGAUAAAUAUUACCCUGCAGACAGCGUCGAGUGCCGCCACGCCUUCUUCCUGCGUCUGAGGCGCUGACACGCCCACCAAGCUGUGUCAUCCACAACCUGUUCCUGCGAAUCAAAGUUUGAGUUCUCCUCAGUGUUUUACAUGGUCCACCUAACAGCAGGUGUGUUCAGGUGUUCUUUAAAACAGGAAGUCCCAUCUGACACGCCCCCAUCCUGUCAAUAACAACCUGAAGUAUGCCUGCUACAUCACUUCCUGUCUGCUGGGGAUGAUCCUCCUCUGUUGAGUUAAACCAGAUCAGGUAAAUGUUCAAGUUUAGUUAAACCAGACCCCAGGUUUAGUUAAACCAAACCAGGUAAACAUUCAAGUUUAGUUAAACCUAACCAGGUAAAUGUUCAGGAUUAGUUAAACAGCACAUUUUUGUAAUCCAGGCUCAGUUCUCUGACAAGUGUUUUUAUUUUAAUUCUUUUUUUCUCAUGUUUUGUGAACUUUUUUUAUUUUUAAAGGGCCAAUAUUAUGUGUUUCUCAGGCAUAUAUUUAAAUACUAUACUAUAAUAAAGUAACUAUGUCACCUU